CCGCAGCAGCAGCAGCAACAACACAUGGGACCGUCGACUAUCAACACGGGCAUUAAUUAAAAUAAUAACUAAUUAAAAUAACACCAGCAGGCGUCCGUGGGACACAAAAAAGAAAGGAUUUCUGAGAUCCAAAUUCCACCAUGGUUUCCAUUGACCAUGUUACUCACAAGAUAUUAACUUAUGUCCCAGUUGUUCUUGUUUUGCUUGAUAUGCGUUAUGACGGGGUGAAAUGUGGCAAGGAUGGCAGCGUGGACAAUCACUUGGAGAUGGGGAAGAAACUGCUUGCUGCUGGCCAGCUGGCUGAUGCUCUCUCUCAUUUCCAUGCUGCUGUGGAUGGCGAUCCCAAGAACUACAUGGCAUACUACCGGAGGGCUACAGUGUUUUUAGCAAUGGGGAAGUCCAAGUCUGCACUCCCAGACUUAAGCAGAGUCGUUGAACUCAAACCAGAUUUCACAUCUGCGCGGCUUCAGAGAGGAAACCUUCUUCUGAAGCAGGGAAAGCUGGAUGACGCGGAGAGUGACUUCAAGAAAGUGCUGAAGUCAAACCCCAGUGACAAAGAACGGAAAGAAGCCGAGAGUCAGCUGGCGAAGUCGGAUGAAAUUCAGCGGUUGGUGGCUCAGUCACGCAGCAGCUUCAAUGGAAAGGAUUAUAUGACAGCUGCUGCCCAGCUUGACAUUAUCAUUGAGACUUGUAUUUUGGAUGUGGCGUCUCGUGAGAUGAGAGCAGAGUGCUUUAUUCAAAUGGGAGAGAUGGGGAAGGCCAUCAGCGACCUCAAAGCUGCGUCUAAAUUGAAGAGUGACAACACGCAGGCGUUCUACAAGCUCAGCACCAUCUACUAUAAUCUUGGAGACCAUGAGAUGUCCCUCAAUGAGGUGCGCGAGUGCCUGAAGCUGGAUCCUGACCACAAGCAGUGUUACGGCCAUUACAAGCAGGUCAAGAAGCUCAACAAACAGAUCCAGUCCGCAGAGGAACUCAUUCAGGAGCAGAGGUACGAAGACGCAGUGAGUAAGUACGAGACAGUGAUGAAGACUGAGCCCAACGUGCCCCACUUCUCACUCCUUGCAAAGCAGCGAAUCUGCCACGCUCUCACACAGAACCAGCAGACGAGUAAAGCCGUCUCGGUGUGCAGCGACGUCCUCCAGUCGGACCCCGAGAACAUUAACGUGCUGAAGGACAGAGCUGAGGCCUACAUACAAGACGAACAGUAUGAAGAAGCUAUUAGAGACUACGAGACUGCGGCAAAACACAGCGAGAAUGACCGUCAGAUCAAAGAAGGCCUGGAAAGAGCUCAGCGACUUCUCAAGCAGUCUCAGAAGAGGGAUUAUUAUAAGAUCCUGGGGGUGAAGAGAACUGCCCAGAAAAAGGAGAUUAUCAAAGCCUACAGGAAGCUGGCACAACAGUGGCACCCAGACAACUUCAUGGAUCCAGAGGAGAAGAAAAAGGCAGAGAAGAGGUUCAUAGACAUCGCUCGGGCUAAAGAGGUCCUCACUGAUCCAGAGAUGAGAACCAAAUUCGACCACGGAGAAGACCCCAUGGAUCCAGAGAGCCAGCAGGGUCACCACGGGCAGCACUUCCACCAGGGCUUCCAGGGCUUCAAUCCUUUCGGCUCCGGGCCUUUUAACUUCAAAUUCAACUUCAACUGAAAAGGUUUCUUAUCCAGCACAGCUGGAGUUGCAUUUUUCUCCCUUCCUUCCCAUUUAAGGGAAGAUUAAGGGAGAUUAUGGCAUCGAAAAUGUCAGUUACAAAGUUUCACACCAAUGUGGACCAAACAGUGACCCCGAUUAACUGACUUCAGUUAAAUAUGCAUCUUUACUGUUGAACUUUUUUCUUUCUUUUUUUUAAAUUCGGACUGGGAAUAGGUCUGUUGCUAUGCCAACAAAUGCCUGCCUUGCAUGAAGCAAACUUCUUAAUCGACAGUGAGUUGUUAAAAUUGAAGCAGUUUCCAUGUAUUGCACACGAGAAAUUGACUUUCAUUCAUAAGAUGAGAAUUGUUAAGACCAUUACUAUUUUUAUAUGAAUGGAAGUUUUCUGAAUUGUAAAUAAAGAGUUAUUUAUGUACAUUACGCUGGAUUUCUGUUGUCGUUAAAGGGUUUAGAUUUGAGGAUGAAUGAAAGAUGAACAUAAUUCACACACAUUUUUUUUAAACAAAGAUUUAUUUUUCAUUUAUUUUUUAAUGUUGAUAUAAACAUUUCUAUUGGAUAGACAUAGGUAAAGGAUUGUGGCCCUGAGAGCCGCGGUCUGCAGCCUUUCACGUAAAAACUGGCUUUAACACUACGGUUGGCUUCAGUCGAGCAGCAACACUCCUCAUUCCUGAGACAAAACUGGUUCUUCAUUGAAUUCAAGUAAUGAAAAAUAAUGAAAAGAAAAAAAAAAAACAGUGAAAUGUAUUUGUAAACAUACUGUAAUAAGUUAAAAUUCUCCACAUGCAGAUAAACCAGGACUUGAAGUGUACAGAUGAGGAUUAUUUGAGUGAUGUGAAGUCCAGUUCAGUCUGACUCAAAGGUCUCACGAGGACGGCUCAGUCUGUCAAACCAACCUUACCAAAUCUGUUUACUUUUCCAGUGGCUUCACACAGACUGUCAGGGCGUUGCAGCCGUGAUCAUAAGCCAAUAAAUGAUGAAGAUUUUAACUCAUUCAUGCUCUUAAAUUACAUCUCAAAACCCUCAAAACAACCACGAUUGUAACAGGACAAUUUACUCAGUAAAGCCAAUGUCUCCGAAACAAAUGUACAAGUCAUGGAAAUUGUAACUUUAGGAAAAAAAAAAAAACAUUAUUGCAUUUGACAUCUUUGAAAGUAACAUGGCUGAGUGAACGUAUUAAAUACGAUAUCCACUUUUGGAAAUAACAAAAACCUACGUUUGGGAGUUGUGACUUAGCUGACGACUUUAUAUUUGUUGUGCUCGUCUUAUUGGUUUUUGCAAAAGCACAACCAAUAAGGUUUGAUGUUUGAA
Molecule: messenger RNA, 2951 nt
Organism: Cololabis saira (Pacific saury)
Lineage: Eukaryota; Metazoa; Chordata; Actinopteri; Beloniformes; Belonidae
Gene: dnajc3a
Product: DnaJ (Hsp40) homolog, subfamily C, member 3a
Exons: 12
Coding region: 141-1643 (500 amino acids)
Biological process (GO): protein folding in endoplasmic reticulum
Cellular component (GO): endoplasmic reticulum
Molecular function (GO): misfolded protein binding; protein-folding chaperone binding
Source: RefSeq, a predicted model, not a curated record